Molecule: messenger RNA, 1716 nt
Organism: Pipistrellus nathusii (Nathusius's pipistrelle)
Lineage: Eukaryota; Metazoa; Chordata; Mammalia; Chiroptera; Vespertilionidae
Source: the annotation of a GenBank genome assembly
AUGACUUUCCGCGAUCUCCUGAGCGCCAGCUUCGAGGGACCGCGCCCGAACGGCAGCGCCGCGGGCUCCAGCGCGGGCGGCGGCGGGGGCGGCGGCGGCGGCGCGGCGGCCUCGGAGGGCCCGGCGGGGGGCGUCGUGCCGGGGGCCGCGGGGGGCGGCAGCGGCGGCGGCGGCGGCGUGGUGGGCGCGGGCGGCGGCGAGGACAACCGGAGCUCCCCCGGGGCCCCGGGGGCCGUGGGCGCCGGCGGCGGCGAGGUGAACGGCACGGCGGCCGUCGGGGGGCUGGUGGUGAGCGCGCAGAGCGUGGGCGUGGGCGUCUUCCUGGCCGCCUUCAUCCUGCUGGCCGUGGCGGGCAACCUACUGGUCAUCCUCUCGGUGGCCUGCAACCGCCACCUGCAGACGGUCACCAACUACUUCAUCGUGAACCUGGCCGUGGCCGACCUGCUGCUGAGCACUACGGUGCUGCCCUUCUCGGCCACCAUGGAGGUGCUGGGCUUCUGGGCCUUCGGCCGGGCCUUCUGCGACGUGUGGGCCGCCGUGGACGUGCUGUGCUGCACCGCCUCCAUCCUCAGCCUCUGCACCAUCUCGGUGGACCGCUACGUGGGCGUGCGCCACUCGCUCAAGUACCCGACCAUCAUGACGGAGCGCAAGGCGGCCGCCAUCCUGGCACUGCUCUGGGCCGUGGCCCUCGUGGUGUCCGUGGGGCCGCUGCUGGGCUGGAAGGAGCCCGUGCCCCCGGACGAGCGCUUCUGCAGCAUCACCGAGGAGGUGGGCUACGCCGUCUUCUCCUCCGUGUGCUCCUUCUACCUGCCCAUGGCCGUCAUCCUCGUCAUGUACUGCCGCGUGUACGUGGUGGCGCGCAGCACCACGCGCAGCCUGGAGGCCGGCGUGAAGCGGGAGCGCGGCAAGGCCUCUGAGGUGGUGCUGCGCAUCCAUCGCCGCGGCGCCGCCGCCGCCUCGGGUGCAGGUGCCGACGGGGCGCCCCGGGGGCUGCGCAGCGCCAAGGGCCACACCUUCCGCAGCUCGCUGUCCGUGCGCCUGCUCAAGUUCUCCCGCGAGAAGAAGGCCGCCAAGACGCUGGCCAUCGUCGUGGGAGUCUUCGUGCUCUGCUGGUUCCCCUUCUUCUUCGUCCUGCCACUCGGUUCCCUGUUCCCGGAGCUGAAGCCCUCGGAGAGCGUCUUCAAGGUCAUCUUCUGGCUAGGCUACUUCAACAGCUGCGUGAACCCGCUCAUCUACCCCUGCUCCAGCCGCGAGUUCAAGCGCGCCUUCCUCCGCCUGCUGCGCUGCCAGUGCCGGCGCCGCCGGCGCCGCCGCCCCCUCUGGCGGGUCUACGGCCACCACUGGCGGGUCUCCGAGGGCGGCCCGCGCCCCGACUGCGCCCCCGGCCCGGGGGCUGCGCUCCCCGGGGCCCCGCUGGCCCUCGCCGAGCUCGCCGCCCCGGGCUCCCCAGGCGCAGCCGAGGCGAAGCCGCUCGCUUUCCGCGAGUGGAGGCUGCCCGGGCCGCUCCGGAGGCCCAGCACCCAGCUGCGCGCCAAGGUCUCCAGCCUGUCGCUCCGGCUCCGCGCCGGGAGCGCGCCGCGCCCCGAGGCGGCCUGCGCCCUGCGCCCCGAGGUGGAGGCGGUGUCCCUCGGUGUUCCCCCCAACGUCGUGGAGGGCGCCUACGAACUGGCGGACUGCGGCGACCUCCGGGAGACUGACAGGGAGACUGAUAUCUAA